AUGACUGAAUUAAUUCCAGAUUCAAUAUCUAAAAACAAUCCAACAAUUUCAACACCUACUUCUUUUAUUAAUAAACCAAGACCAAUGAGUUUAUAUACAACACCACCAUUAGAUUUUUCAUCUAUUGAUAAUGAUGAAGAUGAAGAUGAAGAUUAUAAUUAUAAAGAAGAAUUUGAUAUAUCUCGUAAAUUGCAUUCAAUAGAUGAUCAUAAAUCUUUUCAAUUUUCAUUUACUCCUCCAAGUUCAAUAAAUUCAACAAAAGAUAAAAUAGAAGAACAAUCACAAACACCAAAUAAAAAUUCAAAAGAUAAUGCAGCAUCAAUAUUUUUCACACCUGAAAAAUCAAAGAAUUUAAACAAUAAUAAAAGUACAAAAUAUCUACAACCUCCACAACCUUUGAAAAAUCAAUCAUCAUCAUCACCAAAUUCAUCAAAAGGUUUAUUAUCACCAUCAAAAUUUUUUAAAAAAUUUUCAUUAAAAUUAAAGAAUUAUUCAAGUUCAAAUGUUGAUAGGAACGUCACAACUAAUUCUACAACUAAUUCAGCUAAAUCAUCACCUAAAUUAAAAUCAAAAUCAAAUAACUCAACUCCCUCAGUAAUGCGAGAAUCUAAAAAUGAACCAAAACAAAAAGAACAAAAUAAACUAGAACAACCAGAAAUUAAAAGUCCAUCAUUAUUCUCCACAUCAAGAUUAUCAUCACCUUCUUUGAGAUAUAGUAAAAGUUUCAAAAGAUUUAGUAGAUAUGAGAAUAGUGAAAAAGAAGAAAAAGCAGAAAAAAUUGAUACAGCAGAUACAGAAGUCAAAGAAAAAAAACUACAUAAACGUCGUUCAUUAAUUAUACCAAGACAUAUUGAACAACCACAACAACAACCACAAUCACCAGCUUCAAAACAAGAAAAACUAGCUUCGCCAAUGAGACCACAAAAACCGACUUUAAAUUUACAACAUCAUACUUCAGAAUCAGAUAUUUUAAUAACCAAAACGAACUUACUAUCAUCUCCAAGAACUCCAACAAACGCUGGAUUUUCUCAAAUUUCUAAUUCUCCAAAAUUUCCAAAAUCUCCAAAAACUCCUAAAUCAUCAAGAUCUGAAUUUUAUAAUGCUUCAUUACAAAAAGAAGAAAUAUGUAAUACAGUUAUAUCAUUUAGUGGUUAUUCAAUUAAAGAAAAUCAAAAUGAUGAUAUACUUGUAUCUUCAACUACUACAAAUACAAAUUCUCCAAUUUCAAUGAAUUAUGAUACUACUCUAGAUUCAUUUGAUUCUUAUGUCCCAAACCAAAUAACGCGUCAUAAACAAUUACAACCAUCACCUCAGGAAACAGAAGAAAUACAAGGAAAACAAGAAAAAGAACAUAAACGAUUACCAUCAUCAACUAAUCAAUCAAGAAGAAAUUCAUACGUUCCAAAUACUCAAGAUCCAAUCUUAAAAAUCAAAAUAUUUUUAGAUCAUUCAAACAACACUAAUCAACCAUUAAAAAUUCAUCAAUUAGAUUAUAUAUCAAUAAAAUUAAGAAAAGAUAAAUUAAAAAAUAUAAAUGAAUUAAUUAAUGUUAUAAUUUUUAAAAUUAUGAAUAAAAAUAAAAUUAUAAAUUUAAAUAACAUCAAGUUGAGUAUAAUAUUUUUAAAUGAAGAUAAUCAAAGUGAUGGUAAUGGUAAAAAUUUAAAUCCAAUAAUUUUAAAAAAUUCUGUUAAAAAUUUUAAAAAUUCAAGUAAUAAUGAAAUUUGUUUUAAUAAUGAUGAACUUUUAUUAGAUUAUGUUCAAUUGAAAAAAAAAAUUUAUAUUAGAGCUCAAUUUUAA
Molecule: messenger RNA, 1797 nt
Organism: Lodderomyces jiufengensis
Lineage: Eukaryota; Fungi; Ascomycota; Pichiomycetes; Serinales; Debaryomycetaceae
Exons: 1
Coding region: 1-1797 (598 amino acids)
Source: RefSeq, a predicted model, not a curated record